AUGGCGGCCGAGGAGGACCCGAAGCGUGCGCGGCUGGAGCCCGACGAUGACAGAUCGCGCGAGGUGGUCCUUCUCGAUUAUGGUGCAGGCAACGUGCAGAGCGUCGUCAACGCCGUGAGGCAGCUGGGGUACGUAGUUCGCUUUGUGAAGACGCCAGAGGAUAUCCUCACGGCGCCGCGGCUGCUCUUCCCAGGCGUUGGCGCCUUCGGUCCCUGCGUCGACGCGCUCCAGCGGCUGGGCUUUUUCGGUCCGCUGAAGCAGUACUUGGAUGCCGACCGGCCAUUCUUCGGCAUCUGCCUGGGGAUGCAGACCCUGUUUGAGGGCAGCGAGGAGUGCCCUGGCGUCGCGGGCCUGGGCGUGAUGCCCGGCGUCGUGGCGAGGUUCCCGGAUCGCCUCGGCCUUGCGGUGCCGGCGAUCGGCUGGCACGGGGUGGCUCCCAUGGCGGCGGACUCGUGGCCCCUCCUCGCGGAGCAGGUCCGCUGCUACUUCGUGCACUCCUACCGCGUGCCGAUGCCGGCCUCGGGCGACGCCCCCUGGGCCCUGGCCUGCUCGGAGUACGGCGAGCGCUACGUCUGCGCGGUGCGGCGCGGGAACUGCGUGGCCUGCCAGUUCCACCCCGAGAAGAGCGGCGCGGUGGGCCUGGAGGUGCUCGGCCGCUGGCUCGGCGGAGCGCCGGAGUCGUCCGUGCCGCGCGCCGCGGCCCUGCCUGCGCAGGUGCUGCCGCCGGCCAGGAGGGUGAUCGCGUGCAUGGACGUUCGAUCCAACGACGCCGGCGACCUGGUGGUUACCAAAGGUGAUCAGUACGACGUGAGGGAGGAGGGCUCCUCUGGUGACAAGGGACAGGUGAGAAACCUGGGGAAGCCGGUGGCUCUCGCCGAGCGCUACUACUCCGAGGGCGCGGACGAGGUGACUUUUCUGAACAUCACGUCCUUCAGAGAAAUGAUCCUGGAUGACACUCCGAUGUUGGAGCUGCUUCGCAAUGCUGCCGAGAAGUGCUUCGUUCCCAUGACGGUGGGCGGCGGUAUCCGUAGCUAUACCGACGCCGCGGGGAAGCACUACUCGGCGCUCACAGUGGCGGACGCCUACUUCCGGGCUGGUGCCGACAAGGUGUCCCUCGGCACUGACGCGGUCGAGGCUGCCAAGGAGUAUAUUGCGAAGGGUAAGCUCACCGGGGAGACCUCCAUCGAGCAGAUCAGCAAAAAGUACGGGCGCCAGGCCGUGGUCAUUAGCGUCGAUCCCAGGAGGAUGUACGUGGCCAGCCCGGACGUCACGUCCCACACUUGCGUCGAGGUCGGAACUCCUGGAGGCCCCCCGCCAGGGCCCAACGGCGAGCGAUUCCUCUGGUACUGCUGCACCCUGAAGGGUGGCCGGGAGAACAGCGAUAUCGACGUGAUCCAGCUCGCCCAGGCCGUAGACGCGCUGGGAGCGGGCGAGAUCCUGCUGAACUGCAUUGACCGCGAUGGCCAGAACAGCGGAUACGAGCUGGACCUCAUCCGGCAGGUCAAAGGGGCCUGCUCCAUCCCGGUCAUCGCCUCGAGCGGCGCCGGCGCCGUGGAGCACUUCGCGGAGGCGCUGGGGAAACCGGGCAGCACGGAGCGGGCGGGCGGAGCGGACGCGGCGCUCGCGGCCGGGAUCUUCCACCGGAAGGAGGUGUCCAUCGCAGAUGUGAAAAAGCAUCUGUCCGAGGUGGCCAAGAUUCCGGUCGAGCGGCGCAGCUCGGGCCGCGUUGACGACCAGCGAGCAGCGGAGACCCAGGCGGGUGCCGCGACGGCCGCGGCCGAAGCAGCGCUGGCGGCAGCGCAGGGGCACCUGGAGGCCACGCGGGAACUCUUGGAGGCGCUGGUCUUUGAGAGUUCCGCGAGCGGCGGGGGCAUGCCAGAGUCCGUGCUCGCGGCAAGGGCCGCCGCGCGCGCGGCCCUUGCAGCGGCCCUGCCGGGUCCUGCCGCCCUCAGGGUCGAUGUGCCAGUGGAGCCAGGCGCUGCCUGGCUACUCCUCCAGAAGGAGAGUUCUCAGGCCGUGCUCCGCGGGCUGCAGGCCUCGGACAGGGCGCCCGCGGCCAGGCUGGCCGCGGCCACGGCGGCUAACGCGGCGGACGCCGCCUGGGCCGCCAGCUGGGCGCCCGGCGACACGACGGGCGCGACGACGAUCGCCCCCGACAGCGACCACGACUGCGACCACCCGACCCUGACGACUCGGCUCGCGAAGAUCACGAAGCCCAAGGGCAGGGCGCCCGCCGGCAGCUCGCAGAAGGGCGACAUCGACUGGAGCGUGUUCGGCCUCGACCUCGAGCCCCCUCCUGGAGCGGGCCCCGCCCACGGCCCGGCGAACCCGGCCGCGCCAGCGCUGCCCGUGGGCCCCAGGCCAGGCGCGUACCCCCCAAACGGGCGGCACUCGCCGGGCGGGCUGGCCAGGGUGAAGCUGGACAGCCUGGACGGCAGGGCGGCGGCGGCCAAGGCGGCUUACCCUGCCGCGUUCGACGCGGCCGACCUGUCGCACCUCCGGUCGUCGAUGAGGCGCGCGCCCGGGUACACGGACCUCUCGGGAGAGGGGAAGGACCACCUACCCUCGGUAGACGAGCUUCUGCGGGCGCGCGGCGUUGACUACUCGCGCCCCCCCGUGCCCGGUGACGCGAACCUGCCGCUGGAGGUGUUCGAGGACUCCACGAUGUGCACGCGGACGCCUGAGGAGUGGCAGCGCUUCAUGCAGGAGACCGCGCGGACAACCCUGCCCUCAUCGGGCGCAUCCGAGGCCCUGAAGCUGGGCGAGGACGGGACUGGCCGCUGGCAGGGCGCCACGGUGCGCAGCUGGAACCCUGAGAGCAGGCGCUGGCUCCUGCGCUGGACGACGGGGACCGAAGACCAGGUGAUGAACUUGUACGUGCUCUUCAGCGGCGACGACCCCGUGCUGUUCGCGGACCGGCUUCAGAAGGCCAUCCAGAACCGCAAGUACGCCAACAGCCUCCUGAAGUACCACUUCUUCAUCGACAGCAUGCCGGAGGAGGGACCGCUCGCGGCGGAUUGGCCGCGAGUCCGUGGUGCGCAUCGCGAACAUGGCCCGCGUGGGCAUGUGGGACAACGACAGCGAGUUCGCAGACAAGACAUGGCGCUGGAGGGGCUCGUCGCUGACCAGAAGGACUACGCCCGCACCCAGAACCUCAUCACUUUUGAUAAGGUGUACAGCCAGGGGAACCUCAACACGCUCCCUAUCGACCUCACGCUGCCGCCCCCGCAGCCACCGGCUCCUGUGCCCUACUUGGCCGUGAAGAUGCUGCCGAGUUGGGACCCGAGCAUGGGCCCGCCGGACACCGCGAUGCCCAGGGGCUUCAAGCAGGCCUUUGAGUGGUUCUGCAAGGCUUCGCUCCUCAUCCGCUCGGAGGUCUGCGCCGCGCUGCUGGUGACCCGCAAGAUGUGCCUGGACCUGAAGUCCGAGCGCGCUUUCGAGACCAGCUUCACGUCGCCGAUGCGGCUGCAGGAGUUCUCGGAGCGCCAGGAGGCCGCCGUGAUGCGCCUGAAGGGGCGCCUGGGCAUGUGGGUCAACACCAUCCGCAUGCGCGUCACGCAGUGCCUGCAGAAGGCCACCGUGAAGUGGUUCCACCUCAACGAGACCUCGCUGGAGGCGUACCGUGCGAGCCGGCUGCGGCCGCUGCUCGUGUGCGCCAGGCUGAUGAUGUCCAACGCGUUCCUGCUGCUCGGGGAGGAGAGCUUGAAGAGCUACGUAGGCGCGAUCGAGGCGCUCGCGCCCGUCCGCCUGGAGAUGCCCGAGGGCAGCGGCGCCCUCACCGCCCUGCGCAACAUCGUCGCGGACCCGAAGGCGGAGGGGGGCGAGCGCGUGGUCGACCCCCUUUUCAAGCAGACGAUGUUCCGGCUGGAGCUGCAGGUGGUCGAGCCGGAGGCCGCGCCGGAGGAGGCGGCCGCGCAGCAGGAGCAGAAGAAGGGCGCCUCGAAGGAUCGGCCCAACACCAAGGACGGCAAGCGAGGCAAGGCCGGCGCGAAGGACCAGCCGGCCGCGGACGCGCCCCCGGAGAAGCCGCCGCUCCGCUUCGGCUUCACCACCAAGCCCGGGGAGUUCAAGAAGGCGGUCGUGGCCGCGUUCGAGAAGGGGGUGGCGGCCUUCCAGGACGUCCACAGCGUGGAGAGCGUGCUGCUCCCGCACCUGAUCCGGGAGGACCACCUGAACCCGAACUUCACUGGUGAGGACGCGUGGGUCGAGAGCCUCCGCAUGCGCGCCGAGGCCGCAUGUGACGUGCAUGAGCCAUGGCUUCAGGACGUUCUGAACCUCGUAGACAGCUUCCAGGACGUGGUGACGCUUGACCCAGGCGCAGCGGUCGAGAAGCUCAAGAAAGAUCCUGCACCACCCGACCAGGUUCGGCAGAUGAUCGAGGAGAAGCAGAAGCGCCAGCGCGAGCUCCUCGCGACCUUCCCCGAGGACAGGGACCCGACGCCCGUGGGCUUCUUCCGCCUGGACGUCAGCACCGUGAGGCAACAUCUGAACGACAAGUUGGAGCAGUCGGUGCAGAUGUUGCUGAAGUAUCUGGCCGACCAGCUCCAACGCGACAUCCACGAGGCCACUGUCGCCUUCUCGGACAUCUUCGCCAAGCUCAGGGAGGAGGUCAAUACGAUCGAGGAGUGCUCCGACAUGCGGGACUAUCUGAAGUCUGUCCCUGGGGAGCUGUCCAAGCUGCAGACAGCCAUCAACGAUGCUAUGGUCCUUACCGAUAUCGUGGAGGAUCUCGGGUACGUGCUGCCUACCGAGACUCUCAACAGCAGAUGGCAGAUGUUCGGCUCGCCUGGGGACGUCAAGGGCAAGGCAGCAAAGGUGGAGGAGUACCUCGACAGCCGGCACAAGGAGUUCCUCAGGAGGCAGGAGGAAGACCAGAAGGAGUUCGACCGCCGCCUGAACAGCCUCGAGCAGGUCGUAGAGAGCUUCGCGCAAUUCCAG
Molecule: messenger RNA, 4938 nt
Organism: Prorocentrum cordatum
Lineage: Eukaryota; Dinophyceae; Prorocentrales; Prorocentraceae
Source: the annotation of a GenBank genome assembly